CACACAAAAAAAGCCAGUCUCGACUCGUUUAGUAUUUCUUUUUCCCUCUCCCUUUCUCACUCUACAACGUUUGCACUCAGCUCAGAUUCGCAAAGUUAGAGAAGAGAGAGAAAGCUCCUGGAAGUGAGAGAGAGAGAGACGCCAAUUUUAGUUCCCAAUGUUAGGGUUUUGAAGGUCCGAUUUCAGCUUUCUCCUUCUUCUCGCCAUGGAAUUCAAGAAGGAAAAGCUUGUCAGGUUUCAUUCAGAUGGGAAACAGCAUAAUGAAUCUUUAUGGGGGCAACAUGAACCAAUGUGGCUCAAAAGGUCAUCAUCUGCGUAUAAGGUUUCAUCAGCUUCAUUACUGAAAGCAGAUGGUGGACUUGGGGGCAAAAAUAGAUUUACUGAAACUUUCAGAAUUGGGAGGUCCAAGGUGUUUCCAGACGAUCAGGAACCUUGGCGCAAAAGAAUUCUUGACCCAGGUAGUGAGAUAGUGUUGCAAUGGAACUGGGUUUUCAUUGUCUCAUGUUUAGUGGCGCUUUUUGUUGAUCCAUUGUAUUUUUACUUGCCCAUGGUGGAAGCAAAUGAAAAGUCAUCAUGUGUGAAGACAGACUUGAAUUUGCGAAUUGUUGUGACUUGUUUUAGGACUCUUGCGGAUAUUUUUUAUUUUUUGCACAUGAUUAUAAAGUUCAGGACGGCUUAUGUUGCACCUAACACUCGAGUAUUUGGGAGGGGCGAGCUUGUAAUGGAUCCAAAGAAGAUUGCCCGGAGGUACAUUAGAUCUGAUUUCUUUAUUGAUCUAAUUGCAACAUUGCCUCUUCCUCAGAUAGUCAUAUGGUUUAUCAUACCAGCAACAAGAAGUUCGCGAACUGAUCAUAAAAACAAUGCCCUUGCAUUAAUUGUUCUGCUCCAAUACAUCCCCAGAUUGUAUCUGAUUUUUCCUUUAAGCUCACAAAUAAUAAAAGCAACUGGAGUUGUCACGAAGACAGCCUGGGCAGGCGCUGCAUAUAAUCUAUUGUUAUACAUGUUGGCUAGUCAUGUUUUAGGGGCGGCAUGGUAUUUGCUUUCAAUUGAUCGGUAUACCUCAUGCUGGAAAUCCAUCUGUAGAAAGGAAUUUAAUCCCGCAAGAUGCAGUUUAAGUUACUUAGAUUGCAAUUCCUUCAACUAUAAAGAUCGCAUGACUUGGGCAAAUACUACACAUGUGUUUGAGAAAUGUAAUCCUGAAAAAGAAAUCCAGUUCAAGUAUGGCAUCUUUGAAAAUGCAGUGGCAAAAAGUGUUGUUUCCUCAAAUUUCAUUGAAAAGUAUUUCUAUUGUUUAUGGUGGGGCUUACAGAAUCUGAGUUCAUAUGGCCAGAAUUUGGAGACAAGUACAUUUAUUGGAGAGACGUUAUUUGCCAUCCUCAUUGCCAUUUUGGGUCUUGUAUUAUUCUCCCAUUUGAUUGGGAAUAUGCAGACAUAUUUACAAUCAAUCACUGUGAGGCUUGAGGAGUGGCGGCUUAAGCGAAGAGAUACUGAGGAGUGGAUGAGGCAUCGCCAACUCCCUGAAGAUUUGAAGCAGCGUGUUCGGCGUUUUGUUCAAUACAAAUGGCUUGCAACUCGUGGGGUUGAUGAAGAAUCUAUCCUUCGUGGUUUACCUGCUGAUCUCCGCCGUGAUAUACAGCGGCAUCUAUGUCUAGAUUUAGUUCGACGGGUGCCGUUCUUUUCCCAAAUGGAUGAUCAACUGCUUGAUGCAAUAUGUGAGCGGCUUGUAUCCUCACUAAGCACCGCAGACACCUACAUUGUUCGUGAGGGUGACCCUGUAACUGAGAUGCUUUUCAUUAUCAGAGGUACGCUCGAUAGCUCUACCACUAAUGGAGGUCGAACUGGUUUCUUCAAUUCAAUUACAUUAAGACCGGGAGAUUUUUGUGGGGAGGAGCUGCUUUCCUGGGCUUUGCUUCCAAAGUCCACUGUCAACUUACCUUCUUCAACUAGGACAGUUAAGGCACUAAUUGAGGUUGAAGCUUUUGCACUGCGAGCUGAGGAUCUCAAAUUCGUUGCUAACCAAUUUAGGCGACUACACAGCAAGAAACUGCAGCACACAUUUCGCUUUUACUCCCAUCAUUGGAGGACGUGGGCAGCCUGCUUCGUACAGGCUGCUUGGCGUCGGUACAAGAAAAGGAAGAUGGCAAAGGAUCUAAGCACGAAGGAAUCAUUUGCUUUGGAGGAGCAAGUAGCCUACGAGACUGAGCAAGAGGAAGAAGAAGAGCGUUAUUCUGGGGGUUCAAAUUCUUCUCAGGCAAAAUUGAAUCUUGGUGUCACAAUACUCGCCUCACGGUUUGCUGCUAACACUAGGAGAGGAGCUCAGAAGAUUAAGGAUGAAAUGCUGAAGUUACGAAAACCCGAUGAACCGGACUUUUCCACUGAACCUGAUGAUGAAUAGUUGCUUGAUUCAACAUAAAAGUGCAUAGUAAGCUACAGAUUUAUGUGCUAAGAUUUACACUCAUUUCAUUACACAUCAUAAUAGAUUCAUGCCUGUCUCAUGUCGCAAAUCUCACACGAAUGCCUUGCAAUUGGGUUGGAGAGACCGUUUUGGUGGUCUCUUGUCCGAAAAAGUUGCACUAAGUCUCUUGUUUGAUACAUGAUUUUUCCAUAGUUGUCAGAAUAGGCAUGGCUGAUGGUUCUGAGUUGUCUUCAACAUUUGAAGACUUGGUUCUUAAAGUCUUCUUGCUAAAUCUGUAAAAGUGUUUCUCAAGCUUGCAUCUCUUACAUCCAAUGAAUCUCUUAAGCAUAUGUAGAUCAUGCAUAAUCUAAUAAAGGGUUGUUUGGUUGGAAG
Morus notabilis is the source of this 2788-nucleotide messenger RNA. RefSeq names its product cyclic nucleotide-gated ion channel 17. The transcript is spliced from 7 exons. Bases 206 to 2395 code for a protein of 729 amino acids. Gene Ontology annotation, cellular component: membrane. The record is from RefSeq and is a predicted model, not a curated record. Lineage: Eukaryota; Viridiplantae; Streptophyta; Magnoliopsida; Rosales; Moraceae. Gene Ontology annotation, biological process: transmembrane transport; potassium ion transport. Gene Ontology annotation, molecular function: voltage-gated potassium channel activity.